Camelina sativa (false flax) is the source of this 833-nucleotide messenger RNA. RefSeq names its product casparian strip membrane protein 4-like. The record is from RefSeq and is a predicted model, not a curated record. NCBI's taxonomy places the organism in Eukaryota, Viridiplantae, Streptophyta, Magnoliopsida, Brassicales, Brassicaceae.
UCCUUGAAGAAGACUUUUCAAAAGUCAAAAAGAGAAAAAAUGAAGAGUGACUCGAUAGCCGUUGAUGUCCCUGCAGAGUCGAGCUCAGCCAUCAAAGGCAAAGCACCUCUCCUCGGUUUAGCCAGAGACCACACUGCCUCAGGAAGUUACAAGAGAGGUCUCUCCAUUUUCGAUUUCCUUCUCCGGUUAGCUGCCAUUGUAGCUGCCUUAGCUGCUGCUGCCACAAUGGGGACUAGUGAUGAGACUCUACCUUUCUUCACUCAGUUUUUACAGUUUGAAGCUAGCUACGAUGAUCUUCCAACUUUUCAAUUCUUUGUGAUUGCCAUUGCAAUAGUCGCAGCUUACCUUGUCCUAUCUCUCCCCUUGUCAGUCGUCACGAUUGUUCGCCCUAUAGCCGUCGCUCCAAGGCUCCUUUUGCUUGUUCUUGACACUGCUGCUCUGGCUCUGGACACAGCAGCUGCUUCCGCAGCAGCGGCCAUAGUGUAUUUGGCACACAAUGGGAAUACAAACACAAACUGGCUUCCAAUCUGCCAACAGUUUGGAGAUUUCUGUCAGAAAACGAGUGGAGCUGUCGUCUCUGCCUUUGCCUCUGUCACUUUUUUAGCCAUCCUUGUCGUUAUCUCCGGCGUCUCUCUCAAACGACCCUAGCUCGACAAUAGAGAUUCUUCGAGCGAAAGAAGAAACAUCGUGCGAAGGAUUUAACUAGCAUUUGUGUGAAAUGUUUAUAUGGAAGAACUUUUUAUAUUUAGUAUUUGUGUGAGAUCUUGGUGACUCUAUAAUGUGUUUUGUAUUCAUCUUUGGAAGGAUUGAAAAUUGCUGGAAGUUAAUUGUCA